Schizophyllum commune H4-8 is the source of this 1695-nucleotide messenger RNA. RefSeq lists its product as uncharacterized. NCBI's taxonomy places the organism in Eukaryota, Fungi, Basidiomycota, Agaricomycetes, Agaricales, Schizophyllaceae. The record is from RefSeq and is a predicted model, not a curated record. The coding region runs from base 1 to 1695 and encodes 564 amino acids. The transcript is spliced from 7 exons.
AUGCCCGCUAUCUUCGGGCGGUUUGAGGUGCCCGGUCCGUGUGCGACGAUGAGAGGACUAGAAGAGAGACGGGCAGCGAACGAGAGCCCCCCGGGCGUCUCACCAGAAUGUCCGAUCCUAAAUUCGGGAUUUGAGGCAAUCCCGCUUGUCAAGAGUCAGCACGUCCUCUGCUCCCCCUUGAUUUCGUCCAUCCUGCAACAAGAGGCCGAGUGCUUCGGGACUGCUGCGUACAUGUCAAAGUGUAUCGAGUACAGAUGCUUACACACCUGUGGAACGGACGGGGGUUGCCCGAUCUUGCACAAAAACCACAUUCGCGAUAACAAGGGCUCAGCCUAUAAGCAUGCCAAGGCAAAGAAACACAGAAAAAGUUGCAAUCCGGACUGUAGAGCCUUUGGGAAGGCACAAAAGGAUACUAUAGAGUUGGUGUCUCAGCACGCCGACGAGCCGGGGUCGGUAAUCGACACACGCCUCAAGAAGUUCCCCGACAGAGAGUUAACAAUCGUCUUCGUGGCCGACCCCGUUCUGGGCAAGGACGUGGACAGCGUUACCGUUGAUCACGGUGUCCCCCAUGUCACUGUCAUCAAUGUCACCCAAGAGCAGGUCCAGCAGUUGGAAGUCGACACACCGGGUGCAUGGGCAAAGGAAUUGCCGGAAAGCGUGCACGCGGACACAGAGCCAGACCCGGCUGAAAAGACCGUUAAGGUGGCCCAGUGGGAAUGGGUGCGUUUCAGAUCUCCGCCGAAGUUUACGUUCCAGCUGGUGAACAGAAAUAACAGAAGAUAUGGCGUGAACACGAUCGACGAAUUGGACGAGUAUCUCGCAUCAGCUACCCAGCUCAUGCACAAAGCUGUCAUGUUUCCCGACCCAUGGGAGUUGUUGUACAGCUCGUCUCCACCUAUGGUUAAUCACGUCCUUGACCUCGCGUCCGUGGCUUUGAAUGGCUGCAGACCGUACGCGUCCGCGUGCUAUGGAUGCACACCCGAUGACUUCUCCUCCGACAUUCGGCACCUGGCCAGUCUGAGCUCCGACAUGAGCUUUGCCAUCGUGAGGGAGGAUGGGGAAGAUUCCGUUCGACCAGAGAACAUACAUCUCAGGAGGAUAUGGGUGAAGAAAGUCGCACCAGACCCACCCAGUACGGACUGGCUUGGGCUUCCGCAUCAUUCCGGUAUACACCGGAAAUGCUCCCCAUUGUUUGGCGAGCUCAUGGUCUACAUCGUCGGUGGGGAUGUCACACACGUUGUGCAACUAGGACCCGUCGCGGAUGGAGAUUUCAUGUCAGGUUUGACACCAGGGCCACUGCCUUUGCACAUUUGCGACAAGCGUCGAGUCUUCGAGAGCUAUCGAACUGUCGCAGAGGCAUGGGCGACGUUUUGCGGCUGGGACGAGGACGCAACAGAGAGGAAACAAGGAUAUGAAGAGCUGCGACAAUUCGCACUGUCGAACCUGUCGACUAUCAUGAAGCUAGAGCGCAAGGUCAUGGAGGGUGAUGUGUCUGACCUACAGCUACUGUGCAGGAUGGACGUUGGCUUGCUACAGUGCAGUUCCGGCCUGAAGUACUACGUGAAAAACUUGGAGCGCGGUCUCACAACGUCCAUGAUGGGUUGGAUGGACUGGCAGGUGGCGUCAGGAGACAUAAACCAGUUCGUGAAUCUCCUUCCCGCAUUUGUAUGUGCCCGUCAGGCCGCCAAAGUGUAG